AUGCCGCAAUGGCAUAAUUCCUUGCUGAAACAUCUUGACUUGAGCUUCAACGAGCUUAAUACUCUGCCCGAAGAUGCGUUCGUGCACCUUCCUUACCUGGAGCAGCUGCUACUGCCAGGGAAUGGCCUGCAAGUUCUUCCCGAUCGACUAUUUGUCUCGAACACCAGGAUCUCCUCCCUGGACGUUUCUCACAACGCGCUAACAACUUUGGGGACAACGACAUUCAGAAGACUCAAGCAUCUGAAAGUUCUCAAGGCAUCGGACAACAAGCUCGUCCAGCUCCAACCCACUUUAUUUGAAGCUAACUUUCUACUGUCAGAAAUCUUCGUCCACAAUAACAAGUUGACUUCGCUGAGUUCUCAGCUGCUGAACGCAACUCAGAUCUCUCUGCUGUCACUUAACGACAACCCGUGGCACUGCGACUGCGCGCUCAAGACCUUCCUGGAGGAGGUCCACAGCCGCGGGGCGUCCGUCGUUGCUGCAACAGAGUGCGCCACGCCGCCAGCCAUGGCUAAGAGGGAUGUCAUCCUGCUGUUCCACGACCACAUUGCUUGCAACGUCACUGCCCAGCGGGGAGAUACGUCUACACCUGUUGUAGUGACUGAGUCUCAGUAA
Molecule: messenger RNA, 615 nt
Organism: Schistocerca piceifrons (Central American locust)
Lineage: Eukaryota; Metazoa; Arthropoda; Insecta; Orthoptera; Acrididae
Product: carboxypeptidase N subunit 2-like
Exons: 2
Coding region: 1-615 (204 amino acids)
Molecular function (GO): protein binding
Source: RefSeq, a predicted model, not a curated record